Oncorhynchus gorbuscha (pink salmon) is the source of this 2438-nucleotide messenger RNA. Its product is annotated as chemerin-like receptor 2. Gene Ontology annotation, biological process: positive regulation of cytosolic calcium ion concentration; phospholipase C-activating G protein-coupled receptor signaling pathway; complement receptor mediated signaling pathway. Gene Ontology annotation, molecular function: complement receptor activity; G protein-coupled receptor activity. The record is from RefSeq and is a predicted model, not a curated record. Gene Ontology annotation, cellular component: plasma membrane. NCBI's taxonomy places the organism in Eukaryota, Metazoa, Chordata, Actinopteri, Salmoniformes, Salmonidae. The transcript is spliced from 3 exons. The coding region runs from base 383 to 1465 and encodes 360 amino acids.
CUCUAACGAGGAUACUCGAACAUAAACGAUACUCCAACCCCAGUAAUAACAUAAGGGAUGGAGUUUGGAAUUUCAUUAAAACGUAUCACUCAGUGAGACAUUUGUAAAAUAGUGAGGGUUACCAUAGAGGUAGCCUAACUCUUUUAUGCUGCUUUAACUCUGAAAGUUUUCGUUUGGGUGAUUUCGACUCCGAGACGGUUGGCGGGACAUAGAGAGCGACUGGGAGGAUAAGGACCCAGCUGUAAUUAAAUCUCACUUUUCAAACAACUGGAGGAACUGUGACCAGGACACUAACAAAAGCACAUUUUGGGUUAAAAAAAACAAGUGCAGGGACAUUUGCAGUACCAGGACCUCUGCUUACAAAGGUAGUAGCGCUGCAGUUAUGGAAGAAUCCUCGGAAGACUAUGACAAUUACACCUAUGAUUAUCUGGAGUAUGGAGACUUGGAAAAAGACAAAGGUGGAUACUCUCAGAAGGAGGCUAUGCACAUCCUAUCAGUUAUCAUAUAUAGUAUUUCCUUUGUGCUCGGUGUCACUGGAAAUGGAAUAGUCAUAUGGGUCACGGCAUUUAAAAGCAAACGGACAGUGAACAGUAUAUGGUUGCUGAACAUGGCUAUCGCAGAUUUUGUCUUUGUGCUCUUUUUGCCCUUCUCCAUCGACUACGUUCUUCGAGACUUCCACUGGUCCUUUGGGCUGGUCAUGUGUAAACUCAACUCGUUUGUGUCUGUGAUGAACAUGUACGCCAGUGUGCUCUUCCUCAUGAUUCUCAGUCUAGACAGGUAUGUCUCAUUGGUCCACCUUAGCUGGUCUCAGAGGUGUCGCACUAUACGGCGAGCCUGGAUCGUGUGUGGCUGUGUGUGGGGGGUGUCUGCUCUACUGAGCCACCCUACUCUGAUAUUCCGUGACACUAUGCGCAUAUAUGGCAGGGUGGUGUGCUUCAACAACUUCAAUGUCCAGGAUGGACAUACAGCUGCUGUGAGACAUAUCACGCUGGUGGCAGUUCGUACAGCAGUGGGCUUCUUACUGCCCUUCAGUGCCAUCUGCGUGACUGGAAUUCUCCUGGCAAUCAAAGUCCACCAGUCUGAAGAUUCUGUGCGCCUAUCCAGCUUCUCUAAAACAGUUUCCGCUGUCAUUCUGGCCUUCUUUUUUUGCUGGGCACCGUUCCAUACUUUUAGUUUAAUGGAGCUUUCCAUGCACUCUUCAAUGUUUCUACAUACUGUUCUGAAGACAGGUUUUCCUCUUGCUACUAGCUUAGCCUUUUUCAACAGCUGUGUCAACCCUCUCCUCUACAUGUUGGUGGGCAAGAAGGUUCGCCAGCUCCUGAAGCGCUCGUGUCUGGACAUCACAAAGAGUUAUCUGCGGGAGCUCAGCCAGUCCAUCUCUGCAACUGAGUCGGUGACUGUGGCAGACGUCGGUCCUUCAGACAUCCCUCCACCAGAGGAGCCCACAGAAUCAUCAACUGUAUGAUUAUAAUGCAGUACAUCCUAAACUCACAGUUACCUGUAAACAGAAAUCAACAAGAGCUGCUAUUUUUACCUUUGAGAGCCAGCCUGACCAUUAUUUUACCAGAUGUGACUUAUUUUAUAUUCUACUUCAGUGUAACAUUUCUGCUUGUUGUUUCAGUUGGCUAUUUCCAAGCAGCAAUUACUCAAAGUGCCAACUUCUGUUGACUGUAAAUUGCCCUCAGUGGAAAACCUGAGUAAAGUCUUGCACUAAAAGUAUAACUUGCACAGGAAAAAAGAGGUAACUUUAAUGAUUUGAAAAAAUAAUCUGAUCCUAAUUACCCCAAAAACAAACAGGAAAGGGGGCCAACCAUCCCCACAGCCUCUGGAACAGGAAUUAUUAGAAGCAGAUCUACCAUUUUCAUAAACACUUUGUAUUUAGAUUUCGAUCUUUAAACAAAUCCAAGUUGGGAAUUUGCAAAUCUCCGUAGGCCUUUUCUUUCCCUUAGGAAUAUAUUACAUUGAAAAGGUAUGUUUUCCUUUCUAAGCUAAUUUCCUGUUACAGUGUUCUCUGUUAUUAUACACUAUAAAAAAUGCUGGGUUAAAAACAUCCCAAUGUGGGUAAAUAUUGGACAGAACACAUGUUGGGUUAUUUUGACCCAGCCAGUUGGGUAACAAACAACCCAUUGUUUUCUUUAAAAGAGAAAGGGUUGUUGAUGCUAUGAUCCACUGGGUCAGACCAGAAGACUGGAGGUGUGACUUAGUAGGGGUGUGGUUUUUAGAUAGUUAUUUUUGGCCACCUGUGAGGGCAAAUGUCAUUCCGAUUAAUCUGUUCUGUUUUCUUGUCAUCACCUGUUAAGGUUGAGCACUGACACUUUUCAAAUCAAAUCCAAUUUUACGAGUCACAUGCACAGAAUACAACAGUUGUAGACCUUACUGUCAAAGGCUUACUUACAAGCCCUUAACUGACAGUGCAGUUCAAGAAAUAGAGUUGAGAA